Molecule: messenger RNA, 3462 nt
Organism: Acanthaster planci (crown-of-thorns starfish)
Lineage: Eukaryota; Metazoa; Echinodermata; Asteroidea; Valvatida; Acanthasteridae
Biological process (GO): cobalamin transport
Molecular function (GO): cobalamin binding
Source: RefSeq, a predicted model, not a curated record
AGAGACAGUCUGGUGCAGUAUAGGGAGUACUUGCGCGUACGAAAUGAAGUCGUCUGAUUUAUUCACAAUAACUCAACAGAAAGCCAGUGAUCCAUAUUUAGUCUAUUGUAGAAUGUACCAUUAUUCCAGGCGCCUUAUGUAUGCACAAUGCAUUUUCGGUAGGGGGCUCAUUUGCGCAACUGAGUGGUGGAUCAUCUGCUGUGCGGUUAAGUACCGGGACGCCACGUGUAUUCCAUUAUAGUCUUCAUAAUGUCAGUUGUCCAUUUGCCUGUGUUCGUGGCAGUGUUUGUGCACUGUCUGACUGUAGUUACUGCUGAUCAUCCGGGUCAUGACGCACUUUGCCCCUUAAUGGAAAUGACGAAAGGACCUCCCAUAGCCGACACACUGGUGACUUCAGAACUGUCAGUUGACGGUGCUGGCAUAGUUCAGUGUGGUAUGCAAUACAGAGUACCAGUCAAAGCAACGCUGUACCAGGGAAUGCUUGCAGCUAAUAAACAACAUGGCGACGGUUUUGAGUUUAACUCCACUUUACACCAGAUGUGGGGACACUUUAUCAGCUCCAUCAACAACGUUGGGUCUGAGGGCGGUUUUUACUGGUACAAAUUCGACAAAACUACACUGCGGACCACCCCUGUUGGUGUUGAUUUCAUCGAACUUGGUGCUAACAGUUCCUACAUUUGGCACUAUUCCAAUGGUACCUACCCAAAUGAUACAUAUGUCGGACCAUGUGUGGGUUUGUCCAUCAUUCCUCCAUCUGCGCCCCUUACUUACAAGGUCGUGUACCUGACCGUCUCCGGCACUAAUGUAAUCCAGACCACUGACAACAAGUUCAAGGGUGUGUGCAAGCAACUGGUGUUGGUUCAAUCGGAUUCAAGUAGCGUCUUCCGACUGCUGGAAAUAGCCAAUAGUCAGAUACCAUUGUCUGUAGAAGCUGAGUUGAAUAGGCAGGAGAGCAUUGUGACGUCAUUCAGUGGCAUUGCCAAUAAUGAGACCUACCGAUGGACUGGCUACAAAGCAGGAACCGACGGACCGAUCCCUUACGAUCUAUCCAUGACGGCUGUAACUGACGGGGAUCAUAUCCUAUUCAGAUACGAGGAGGUGGAGGUCGGGACGGGACCAGGCAACGGGGCGCCCUCUGUGGGCCAGUUUGUUGUUCUUCUGUUGCCCCUCAUGGUAUUGCCAGGGAUGACGUCAGUAACUUUUCUACUGAGCAAAAUGCCGAAGAAUUAUUCUGCAGUUAUGGUAGCCAUCGUUUUGGCUGUGCUGACACCCUGUCUAACCGUAGUAGCUGGCUACGACCCUUGUCCCGCGGCAGAUAUGACGUCAGGUCCGCCAAUCAACGCAACACUGGUAACUUCCUACCAGUCAGUUGACGGGCCCGGCAUGGCUCUGUGCGGGAUGGAAUACUGGGUACCAGACAACGCCACGGUGUAUCAAGGAAUGCUUGCCGCUCAGCAACAACAUGGCAGCCAGUUUCAAUUUAAUUCAACUUUGUUCGCAAUGUAUGGACACUUCAUCAAUAUAAUCAACGGAAUUUCGAACACUAACACCACCUUCUGGUUCAUUUUCGACAAUGCUACUCAGAUGCUCACACCUGUCGGUGUGGACUUUCUUCAUAUUACCGACAGCAGUUCCUACAUUUGGCAGUUUAACAACAGUACUUCUCAUAAUCAGACCUACACAGGACCAUGCAGCGGCCCGUCCAUUAUUUACCCGACCAUGUCUCUUACCUACAAGAUUGCUUAUCUGACAAUCUCGGGUGCCAAUGUUCCCCCUAACUCCAAUUUCAAGCGUGUCUGUAAGCAGUUAGUUUUGAUUCCUUCGGAUUCAACAACAGCGUUUUCUCUCCUGGACAUCGCAAACAGCCAAAUACCCCUAUCGGUGAAGGCCUUGCUGACUAUGACAGACUACGCCGUGACGUCACUCAAUGGGGUGGUAAACAGCGAGAACAACAAAUGGAUUGCCUUCCGUGCGGGUACCAACCAGGCCCUUCCUAAUGAUCUAUCCAUGACGGCUGUAACCGACGGGGAUCACGUCGAAUUCAGAUACGAGGAAACUGAUGUUGGGACAGGGCCAGGCAAUGGGGCUCCCUCUGUUGGCAAGUCUGUCGCCUUCCUGUCUCUGAUUGUAUUUUUGUUAGAUGUUGUGACGUCAGUGUGAAUAUUCACGAGUUGGGCGAAACAAAAGAAGUCUCCGAGUCCACAGAAUAAGGGACGAUGAGUGCGACUUUGUUGUAUUUGAAGUGUAGUUAUAUUAAUUUGAAUAUUUCAACUGACUGAGUUAUAGCCCAACUAUAAUUAUACCUUAGAAUCCAUGUUUGUGGUGAUGCUUUUAAAAUUUACACAGUUGAAAAUAAGGUAUAUCAAUUUUGAAAAUUAUUAAUUAAUCGUGAAAAUUGGCCUAACACGAACGCUUAUGCGGCUAAAGCCAUUUUUACUGUUAUAAACUGACAUAGCUUUCAACUAAAUUUACACAAAGCGCUUCUUUCUUUACGAACUGACUUUUCUUUCAGCGAACAGUAGAGCUAUGGUGAAGAGGUCUUAUAGUUACAUUAUAAACAAUAGUUGUCAUAAUUCCUUAGCCGGUCUUGAUGAUCCCCUGCAUAUUGCUAUCCUAGGAGGAAACUCGCGUAACAAAAAGUAAAGAUUUAUUUGAUUUGUAAAUAUUACUCAGAACAUUAGGAUUACUGCUUCCGAGCUACGAAUAGUUUCAUACAAAUAUUUUUUGUGACUCAUUAAAAGUAUAAGUAUAAGCGUUUUUUUUUUAUUUUAACGGGAAUGAAAAGGUGCACGGGUCGGACUAUCUCAAAGGAAUAAUUGCUUUUAAUCCGUGACGUUUGUUGAGAAACUAUCAAAAAAAUUAACAUUUGUUAUCACACAAUUGCAAGUCACCGUGCUGGAUGGAGAUCUAAUCCACGCUACUUUAAGAGAAGGAAAGUCCGUUGAGACUUUAGUCACAGCAUAGAGGAGCACAUCAAAUUACGCAUUAGUCAAGAUGAAAGACCCAGAUUCUUCGAAUACAUCAGAUGUCUCGAAGAGGUCGAAGAGUGCCUGCUUCAAGGGGAUGAUGUACGAUAUCACAGUUAAGAUACAGUCAUUGUCAAUGUACAACAAACACAUCAACAAGACUACAAUCGAAAACCAAGUAAUUUAACUUCCUCAAUGUCUCCGAAAAGUGAUCUUUUUUACUUUAAAGUUGGCGGGUCAUAAUCUCUACAUCUUGACAUUUGUCCACAGCUCUAGGAAUAAAUCAAACUUAAUUGUACCUAAGGAAAUGAAUGAAUUCUAAUUAUUCAUCUUUCAUUAUCUGAGACUGAUGUUACAUUGAGAGAGUGACUCAAGCUAGCUUUGCCGUAAAAUUUGUAAUGUUUGCUAAUGUCUUGUAAAUGUCUACAUUUGCAUUGGUUAUUAACGAUACUAUUUUGGAGAAUAUAACAUUAAUAAUACUUCUGAUAAUAUCUCA